UGAAAGGCCCGCAGAGCCAGGACAUCAUAGCUGUGUUCCUGACCACGCUAUUUCUCCAGCUGGUGAGAUCCCAAGGCACAGAAGCAGACCUCAAAAAUGAGUAAGGAGACAGUGACAUAUGCGAAUCUGCUAUUUCCAUAUUCAAGGAAACAGAAGGGCAAAAGACGUCCAGUGGAUAAAAGGAGAGAAUUUCGAUGGCAUAUUGUUGCAUUAACCCUGGGAGUUAUAUGUGUUAUCUUCCUGCUGAUAAUCACAGGCUUAGGAUAUAUGCUUUUUCAGAGGUGUUCUGGAAACACAAUGCAAGAUAUGAAAGACGUAAAAGACAAAAACGCUUCCUUUGGAGAAGUUGAAUAUGACUCAGUUUUACCACCUAUUAUAGAUACAGAUAAUCUCACACUUCAAGAACAAAUGUACUGCUGUGGAAAAAGCUGUUACUAUUUUUCAAGGGAAGAGAAGACUUGGGAGAAGAGUAAGGAGUCAUGCCAAGACAUGCAUUCUAGUCUCAUUAAGAUUGAUAAUAAAGAGGAGCAGAAUUUCAUUCAAUCGAAAGUAAAAUUCAAUUAUUGGAUUGGAUUAUAUAAAGUAGGAGCUAAGCAUCCCUGGAAGUGGCUGAAUGGCACACUCUUAUCUCAGAUGGUGCAUUUCCAGCAGAGUUUACCGGAUAUAAAAUGUGGAUACCUCAACUCAUCAAAUAUUUUUAGUGCUGAUUGUAGUAGACACUUUCGUUACAUUUGUGAAAAGGUGUUCACUGGCCCUAAUAAUUAAAAGAGUUAUUGUCUCUAAAGUUUUAAUAUUUUCACUUUUUAAUAGCUACUAGGAAAAAACUCAGGGUAUUCAGUCAGAUUAGUCAACUAUGCAUGCUUUAUGAAGGAUUAUGAUCUUUCAAACAUCCUUCAGCAAGCAUAAAAAAUGUUUUAAAAAGAAUAAAAUUAUACAUCCAAAAAAUAAAUGUAUUGUUCUAGAAUUUCAAGAACCAAUCCAUCAAAGAAUGUGAAAACAAAUUCAUUUUGAUUAAGUAUAAGAUUUUACAUGAAAAAUAAUUAAAUGAUCUUGAUAUUAAUAGGUAAUUAAUACAUUCACAUUGUUCAAAAUAUAAGAGAUAUGAAAUAAUGAACAAUUUCUCUUUAUUUAUCUUAUCCCCUAUUCACCUAGUUCCCUUCUCAGAGGCAGACAUGUAAUAGUUUAAAUAGUAUUCCAGACAUAUUCUAGGCAAGUGCAACCAUGUACAUGCUAUCUUCUAAACAAAAUACUACAUAACUACAAACAAUAGUAUUGCUUCUUUAGGUUUUUGUUUAAAAAUAAAUCAUGCAGUUUGUUCCAUAUCAGUACCUAAGGAGCUUCAUCAGUGUUUGUAAGCAGCUGCAAAUACUACAUUAAGCGGAUGUACCAAAAAUUUAUUUACCAGUUUUAUUUCCAAUAAAUAUUUAGGUUUGCCCCAGAUUUUUACAAUUGUAAAAAAAUUGUAGAAUGAAUAGCACUUAAUAUAGUAUAAUUUACCAUAUAUAUAUGGUAAAUCUCUAGCAGUGAAAUUUGUGUCAAAGGUGUAUAUAUUAAAUUUUAAUAGACAUGUAUGUAUUUCAGUAGAGGUUGUACACCUAUCAUCUCCACACAGCAACAUUCAAGAAUUCCUGGUUCCUCACUUCUUUACCACCACAGUGUGUUAUCAAUCUGUUUGAUUUUGUCAAUAAAAUGUUCAACAAUAAAAA
Molecule: messenger RNA, 1706 nt
Organism: Leptonychotes weddellii (Weddell seal)
Lineage: Eukaryota; Metazoa; Chordata; Mammalia; Carnivora; Phocidae
Source: RefSeq, a predicted model, not a curated record